Messenger RNA from Triticum turgidum subsp. durum (durum wheat), 747 nucleotides. Lineage: Eukaryota; Viridiplantae; Streptophyta; Magnoliopsida; Poales; Poaceae. The record is from the annotation of a GenBank genome assembly.
AUGUUUGGGUUGACAAUGUUGGUUGUUAUUGAGUUUGCUUCUGAUGUCUGCGAUGAUGACUGGAAAAAGUUUCAAUCGUUUCUCAUAAGCAUGGACAGAGGGAGUAAGAUCAUAAUCAUAAGUAAACUUAAAAUAUUAGCCCGGUUUGGAUCAGUGAAACCAAUUUUCCUUAAGGUUCUAUCUUAUGAUGAGAUGAGGUACCUUUUCAAGGCAAUGGCAUUCGGGAGCGUAGACCCCGCGGAACAUCCACAGCUAGUACAAAUAGCAGAUGAAUUUGUCAAGGUGGUGCACGAUGUGCGAGGUUCACUCGUCGAAAUAAAUGUGUUCGCGGAUGUCCUGAGAAGGAAUCUCCAUGUUCAGUUUUGGCGUAGCGUAUUGAACAAGGGUAUAAGAUACUUUAAAAGGAACCUCUCUAUAUAUGGUGUGCACCCAGGCAUUCUUAUAGAACAAGGCCAUCUAGUGGACAUUUCUGACUUUGCUUUGCAUCCACUUAGCAUGACAUUGGGGGAACCACUAGUUAAUGUUUCAAUCAAGGAGGAACCACCAAGUGUUGCAUUAGCGGAACUUCUAGCAAAUCCUAGUAUCAGACCAGAAGGAGACUUCACCUUAAUUGCAUGGAAAUCAAGGAUAGCGCCUCAUAAAUCAUUCACUCAUUAUGUUACAAGUCAUGCUCCGGAAACAUAUGAAGGUAGCAAGUUGGAAGGUAGUGCCUUGCCAAGGAGGAAGCGACGAGGAGUGUCAAUCUAA